Molecule: messenger RNA, 1038 nt
Organism: Alternaria atra
Lineage: Eukaryota; Fungi; Ascomycota; Dothideomycetes; Pleosporales; Pleosporaceae
Exons: 7
Coding region: 1-1038 (345 amino acids)
Biological process (GO): biosynthetic process; amino acid metabolic process
Molecular function (GO): transaminase activity; pyridoxal phosphate binding
Source: RefSeq, a predicted model, not a curated record
AUGCUAUCUAAUCGUGGUCGCAAAUAUGCAGCCUUGGAUCUGGCUGCAAGCUACACGAAAGACCGCGGCCAUCUCUAUGACAAGACCAAACACUCAACAGGCCUGGUGUCUUUCAGAAAUGCGGAGAACUUCCUUAUGCGCGAAGAAAUCCUAAGUUACAUCAAGACGAAGUGCAUUCCGAGCCUUGAGCCCGACACCUUAACUUACUAUGACGGACCAUUUGGGUCUAAGCGCUUGAGAAAAGCGAUGGCUGCAUUUAUCAACAAGCGCUUCUCGCCAGUAUCAGCUGUGACAACGGACCAGGUCUCUUUUGUCAGUGGUGUGACAGCGUUGAACGACAUCUUGUCCCUGUGUAUGACAGACGAAGAAAACGAUGGUUUGCUUCUCGGUAUGCCGAUAUACGGCUCUUUCAAUCCGGAUAUGCGAAGCAUGUCGGAGUGCAAGUUGGUUUAUACUCCUUUCGAUGGCAUACACCAGUUUACUACCGCAGCGGUCGGUUGUUACGAGCGCGCUGUUGAAGAAGCAGACCGAAACGGGAUUAAAGUAAAGGCACUUGUCAUUUCUAACCCACAUAAUCCACUUGGCAAGUGCUAUACCCGUGAAGCUCUAGAGGCCAUCCUCCGCUUUUGCAACAAACACAACAUACAUCUUAUCAGCGAUGAAAUCUAUGCUCAAUCGGUGUAUGGCAUGAGUUCGGCGUAUACGGAAUUUACAUCAGUACUCUCCAUUGACAUGACAGGCGUCAUCAACGAAAACCUCGUCCAUGUGAUGUAUGGAAUGUCAAAAGAUUUUGCCGCUGCUGGCCUAAGACUUGGGUGUUUGAUCACGAGAAAUGAAGAGCUGGGACAAGCUGUCCGGUCUCUAGCACGUUUCCACGGCGCGUCACCAGUGACUGAUGCCAUCGCCACGACUAUGCUUGAGGACGAAGAGUGGCACACCGAGUUUUUGACAGAGAGCGCGAGGAUGUUGAGGAAAAACCACAAGCUUGUUGCCGAGGCAUUUGAUAAUGCCGACAUUCCUUACGACCAUGACGCGUGA